AUGGACGCAGCGCCGCAAUCUCCAAGCGGCCCAGCCCGUCUCCGCAACCCUUCGUACGGUCAUCUCCCCACACCUACGACAACGCAUAUGCAGUCGCUCAACACCCGGCCCGAUCCGUCCUUUUCGCUUCUCUUGUCGCUCCCUAGAGAGCUACGGGACCGCGUCUAUGCGUUUGCUCUUGUCUCAGACUCGCCCUUUUGGUGGCCCUCCAAAUCUCCAGACGCCGACCACCACAAUGUCAGCGCCAGCCUUCUUCGCACCAACAAGCAGGUGUAUAGCGAGUCAAUCGACAUUCUGUACUCGCAGAACAGGUUCCUGUUCACCCACCCAAGCGACUGCAAUAUGUUCCGCGUGGUCGCAUCUUCCGCUUCCGUCAACAUAACGAGUGUCUAUUUCCGCAUUAGACAGAAAGACUUGAAGCUGUGGACCGCGUAUCUGGGAAGCAAACAAGCAGAGAGGAGUUUGAAGAGCGACCUCCCCAAGCUGAAGAGUCUGUGGGUGUUUCUGAGGUGUGGCGCGAUGGGGCUGCCUGCCGCAUUUGGGAGACACGCUCAAGCUUUACCGAUCGCCUUGGGACAACAGAUGCAUGCCCUCCAGCAACAAGUACAGAGCCUCACGCAGGUCAUGGCCAAUGCGAAUGCACAAGCUGCUGCCGGAGGCAAUCAAGCCCACACAGGAGGCAACCAGCUUCCACCUCCCCCACCCCCAGCACCGGCAAUGCCCUUUUUGCAGUUUGCACAAGGCCCCUUGGGACUAGGCGGUCCUCAUCAUGGCCACCACCAUCACCAGAACCACCCUCCGCAUGUCAACUUGCUGGCGCAACAACAGCUGCAAAUGCACCAGCAGGCCAACAUCCAUCCACCACCACUGUUCCAUGCGCCACAUCAUAUCGGGUCCAUGGUAAAUCCACAAGCGAACAGAACAGACCCACGUGAUCCGCACACUCUGUUCUCAACGUUUCUCCGCUUCGAGCGAGAGCUGGGCAUUGAAUCGCUCUGCCUGAAUCUUCGUGAUGCUUUGUAUUCUGGGCCGUCUGCAUUGAUGAAUUUUGAUUCGUCCUCCAGCAGUGAUGCUUCAUCAGUAGCUGGGAGCCCCCCCGUAGCAUCCAGCAACGAGCCCCGACCGGAAGUCAAGAUAGUGUGCAUUGUCCAUAUUCCGCGUAGGAUAAUGGAGCGAGUGGUCGCACUUCACCCAGAUGAGUUGGUUGUAGACGCCAAAACUCAGGAUGCGAGGACGCGGUUCAGGAAACUGCAUGGCAUCGAAGUUAGUUUGGAGUUGAAUGGAUGCCCUCCGCUACGUCCGGGGCAAGAUGGCGCAGAUCACGGUGACAUGCAUGCGCAUGAGCACUGA
Messenger RNA from Bipolaris oryzae ATCC 44560, 1350 nucleotides. RefSeq lists its product as uncharacterized. The transcript is spliced from 2 exons. The record is from RefSeq and is a predicted model, not a curated record. The coding region runs from base 1 to 1350 and encodes 449 amino acids. Lineage: Eukaryota; Fungi; Ascomycota; Dothideomycetes; Pleosporales; Pleosporaceae.